GGGUAAACGUGUUUCUCCUUUCGUGAACGUUCAGCCUUGCUAGUGCUACAGAAAGUUGCGAGUGUAUAGAACUGGGAUUUAUAACUCGUAAGAGACCUGAACAAGAAAAGCCAUUGUUUUUAACGCCAUCAUGGCGGCGUCUGAACAUCCGCUGAGAGACUCUGCAGGGGACAUAAGGUGCAUCGCUUGUCCAAAAGUACCUGCCUCUCACUUGUGCACGCACUGUGGUCACAUGUUCUGUCAGGCGUGCACGGAUUGGCUGCGGCAUAUCAGCGUGGGAAAGGUCGACAACUUGCGCUCCAUUUUGCGAUCAGAAAGCGAGAGUGGUCCCCAAAUCUCAGAAGAGAUUUCAGUCUCGAAAACUCUCCCAACCAAGCACAACUGCCAUCUGGUGGCUGGCUGGGUGACGGACGUUACAAGAAAGCUGCAAGAUGAUGGCGCAGAGGCUCGCAGUCGAAUCUUGCGAGCAGCGGACGUCCUGGAACAAGCGGUGGCAGCCUGGAGAGGAAGUCUCCUACAGGAAGUCGACGAUCACGUGAUCAGAUCUACACGUCAGCUCGAAGGACUACAAACACAGUUGGAGAAACAUCCACGUGACGUCUGCUCGGUAUGCGUGCGUGAGUCGGUUACACGUGACGUCACCAACGUGUUUCCCAACGACGCAUUGCGAGGAUGCAGACGAUCGGGGGAAUCCCCUUCUGUAGAUAAGUUUCUGGUUGCGAAAAUGGACGAGACCGUCAUGGAGAGAGUGAAGGAAGACAUCAAGAACAUUUGCUGUCUUGCCUUUUCAACGAUCGGCGAAGCCUGUGAAACCUCUCUGAAACAAGAAGAGAUGCCUGAAGACAAGAAGUUUAACCGAGUGACUGGGUCGUCUGAGAGCGCCUGCUCGCAAAGUUCAAGUAGCAGCUGCAGUGUCGCCAGCCUCCUGUCUGUGGACGAUGUGCAGGACGGAGUGGAGACGGUCGCGCAGUGUGAAGGGAGCUUUAGAGAGACCGAUACACACGACAACUGCAGUGACUUGCUUUGCACUGGAAACGCCGCGGAAGGCCACACUACACUAGACUACAGGGAAGAUGACCAGGGGAGGCAGGGCGGGAGCUCAGAUGUCUCCGAGGACUGUGAGCCAGAAGACUCAGGUGAGGUCGUGAGUGAAGAGGCUGACGUCACAGGCCAAGGUGAAGGUCGUGUGUAUGUCGGGACCGCGGGCAGCGUUCACAUCGCACAGACUCUCAUCGAGGUGGACAUUCGUGCAAACGAGCGUGACAAUGCAAGAGUGGCGGCACCGCAAGGUUGCAGCGUGAUGCAACACGUUGAUCGCGUUGUGGUGGCGCAGCACAGCACGACACUCAACAUCCAUGUGGGCGACCGGCCGGACCUGGUGCAGCACGUCCUUAUUGAGCAAAUCACAGACCCUGCACUUGUUCAUGCAGUCGACAAAGUGCUUGUGGCGAGAAUAUCGUGGCGAACGGAAAGUGACAGGAAGGAAUCUGCAGAACCACAGGGCUACACUUCUUCGGAUGCUCAGACAGAUGAAGAAAACCACACCUGUGACAGGGACGCAACAAAAUUCGACGAAGCCUGGCACAAAGAGACCAGUCAGAGAGAAGGUCUCAGUCAUCUUUGCCAGGACCAGACCAAGGAGAUGGAGGUCAAAGUCGCGAGGUUUGUGGUCAAAGUUCAGGAUGUUCAUGACCAGCUUGUCGCUGGCGUGCUGCAGCAGCUGGAGGCGGGGAAGCUGGAGGACGUGGUGAGGCGACUGUACACUGACUUUAACGUGCGCCUGAUGGCAGUGGACUGCGGCCUCGGCUUUCUCAUGGACGUCCCGAUGGCGCAGUGGAGACAGGCGAAAAGCCAGCAUGUGGACAUUCAAAAAGUCCUCAGCGAUCUACUUCCUGGACAAAGGUCACAGGAACUGGACUGGGGCGAUUUGGAAAUUUGUGAACCUGACAGGGAGGGAAACCAUGCCGAUCUUCAGCUGGGGAAGCCUCUAUCUUUACAGCGGGAACCGAGGAGUCCAUGUGCCAAGAACAUGUCUCUCUGGCAAGAUUUUAUCAGCCUCCAUUUUCCUGAACGACACUCUCAAACCUACACCAUUCCUGACUCUAACGGCCAGAGCUCUCUGACCACGCAAGUCUCACAGGCCCAGUCUCUCGAUGACUUCAACACGGAAUCUGCACAUCAGCGUGCGCUCUUCUGUCUGAAGAAAAUGGCGGAGGCCCAGACGGAGGUCAUGGUGAUUCUGGGCCAGCCUCGGCUUGGCGACCGUUCACUUCACACUCCCUUCACUGCUGCGGACGCUCAUAUGUUCCCUUGUAAUUCCCCUCCUCCGACCUUGACCCAGUCGCUCGUGGGCUGGGGAAAAGGUGACUGCAGUUUGCUCCUCGUUACUAGAAACUACGGUCUGGUUGUUUGCCAAAUGAAAAUGAUGGGUGUUAGUCAUUUACGCUCCUUUCGACAGCCCGAGGAAAAGUUAGAUGUGUUUAUCAGAAAGGUCGCGAGGCAGGCGAUGCAGCAGAUCCUCCUGAGGGAGAGAAGCGUAAGUUGGGUGGUGAAUCAGUAUGCUCCAGGACUAGCCGUUAGAAAAACGCUUGGACUGCCUUUCGUGACAUCACAGGAAUUCGUCGGGGCAGUGAGUGGUGACCCGACCUUGCUGCAGGAAUUAAGUUACUGUCUAGAAACAAAUGCUUCCGCUGCAGACAUCGCCGAAGUCUGUCUUUUUGCUGACCACUUUUCGUCAUCUGACCAAAAGCAAAGCGACGUAACCCGAGAAGCUUUGAUUCGUCUGAAGGAGUGGUGGGUGCGACGAGUGGCUGGAUCUGGACCGGACUCUCUCAUGACCUCCGAACUCUAUGACCUGCUCCUGGCAUGGUUCUGCGGGCAUCUGAUGUCGGUGAAACUGCCCUGCCUUUCUGAGCCUCGUCUAUCGCUCUCAGUGCCGGAGGGAGCCUCAGACGACAGAUGCGCGCACAUCACUCUGUCCAGACAGCAGGUGAACCAGUUGCACUCGGCUCCACCCCGCCUGUUUGUCAGCGGUCCACCCGGCACGGGAAAGACAACCCUGCUGCUGCUAGCAGCCAUGGACUGGCUCGACCGCCGCCGUGACGUCACAGUGGUCAUCACGUGGCUCAAGGCCCGCCCCGCUAGUUACCUGCUGCACAACCUCCUGCAGCAGCACGUGCGUCGCAGGACUCUGGCUGGCAAGGAUGUCGGAACCGUGAAUCUGGAGGAGCUGAAGAUGGAAAAAGACAAGCACGCAAAGCGGGCAUUAAAAAGACUGCGAAAAGUAAUGUCGUCACGUGAGCAACUCUUCCUCGUGGCAGACGAAGCUGGGCCCGACAGGACGCUGAUCUUUCAGACUCUGUGUUUCAACCUGUGUGCCCACAUACCUGACCUACGCCUCUGGGCGGCAUCCACCGAGUACGGGCACGCACCUCUAGGGUGGCAGAUGGAGUUUUUGAACAUACCCGUCCGUAGUCCUCCCAAAAUGGUUGGAGAAAUUUCGCAAGAUAAAGAGAUUUUAACAGGUAAACUCCACACCUACGAUAGGAGAGCCAUUCCCACUAACCUACAUUGGCCCCCUCACACCACGGUGAGGCACGAAGGUGAAGGGCACUCGAAGAAGACACCUCACGACUGCGUCCAGUGUGGGCGAGAACUGGCCGCCUGUCUGCAAAGUCUUGGCGUAGGAGUCGUUGAUCAAAGCGUUGUUGCCUCGAUGACCAGCUACGACAAAAGCAGUCAUGCAGCAUCGAGUGGCCUCAGGUUCAAGGACGUCUUCAUCUUGUUUCACGAGAACUUUGGUAACAACUGCGGUCUGCUGGCCGGCCUGCGAGAGAGAAACGUUCCCGUCAGUACAAUCAAUGAAAGAGACGUCAGUGACGUAGAGGACGUAGUACGGGCCACCAGUGACGUAGUGCGCGUCGGUCACUGGGAUGCUGUGCGCGGCCUGGAGAGGCGAGUGGUGGUCUACGUGAGUCGGCUGAACUACUCUCAAGAAGGCGAACCAUGGUUCAGCAGGCUCCGCGGUUUGUCGAGGUGCACUGAGCAUCUGUUGCGAGUCUACCAGCCAUUCGACUUUACCUGAACUGUGUGCGAAUCAACUCAUAUUACAGUCACUUGGAGAAAGUCAAAAGUGAGACGUUUUAGCUACAUUAUUUUGCCCGAUCCCCACCCCCUCCCUUUGUCUCUUUAUUUAAAAAAAUCCACUUUUUGAUUCUCGUGAGGAAACCUAACCUUUUUACCCUUAAUUAUCAAUAUUGACGACUUUAGUCUUUCACGAGCUAUUGAAUACAAGCAAAUAGAAAUCAUUAUUUUCGUCUCACAUGCAACACCAAGGGAAUAAAGGCGAGGUUGGAAGGGGAAGCAAUGCAAGAAAUGUAUGGACCUCUCUUUUGCCAGUUACUUCCCCAGGGAGCCGAGGCCACUGUCUGGGGUUUCCGUCAGACAGGAUCCUCUUAGAGGCCGAUCACAAAUAACUGUCUCCCAUUGCCAACUCUCCUCCACCUGGCAAGUCGCACCUGUCUCCAUCCACCGCCUGUGUGGGAGGUAGACAGGUGGACAUCAAAGUUGGGAAUUAAAACCUUUCCCUACCCUUGACUUCCGGUAACAAAGCCAUGCACACACAUGCCUUACCGAACUCUCUUUCUCUAUUCCAUCCCAAACUACACCACCACCGAAGAAGGAAAAUAGUUGGAAAUAGGCUUAAUAUUAGACUGAUAUACGAUCUGAUAGAACAUUUAAAUGAAAAUAAACAAUCUGUUUUACUAAUAUGGCUGGAUUUCGAAAAAGCCUUCGACAGUAUUUGUUGGAUUUUUAUGCUUAAGGUUCUAUAUUCCUUUGAAUUUAGCCCCCUUUUCUGUAAAUUAUGCAAAUGUUAAAUCAAGUGUGUCAGUGAAUGGCACACUAUCAGAAUGGUUCCAAAUUAGAAGAGGAUGCAGGGAGGGGGACCCCAUCUCACCUUAUUUAUUCAUUUUGUGCAUAGAAAUUCAAGCUAUUAUAGUCAGGAAAAAUAAUUAUACAAAAGGUAUAAAAAUUCACAACUCUGAAAGUAAAAUGGUAUAACAUAACUAAACUUGGAAGAGGACAGACCCUAUUGAUGAGCACUUUAGAUAUGUUUGGAAAGAUAUCCGGAUUGGUACUAAACAUCAAAAAAAUCAAGUGCAGUAUGGCUUGGGAGCAAAACAAACUCACCGAUUAAGUUCUUACCACAUUUACAGAUACAGUGGAAUCCAGAAAAAUUUUGAAUUCUCGGUCUUCAGUUUACAAAUAACCUAAAAGACUUUAUAAAAUUAAACUAUGAGAGCAAGCUUGCUGAAAUUAGAAUGUUGUACAAACUAUGGUAAAGGAAAGACAGUUAGUUCCAUUAUGGAGAGUAGCAAUACUUAAGUCCUUAAUUUUGUCAAAAUGAGUACAUCUGUGGUUACUACUACCUAACCUUCCAGACUAUACAUUAUAAAUGACAUACAGAAAUCCAUCUUUAGGUUUGUUUGGAAUGGAAAAAAUGGCAAAAUUAAUAUUAAUAUAUCCAUUACAAAUAUCUAUGCUCGAAGCAUGGGCAUACAUGAUGUUAGAACUUACAUGAAUGCUUUAAAAUUAUCGUGGCUGUGGAAAAGAAAGAAAACCAGCCACAGCUGGAAAAAAUAUUUUAUCCACACAUAUAAUAAUUAUUUGGACAAACUGGUCCCUGCAGUUUGCCACUUUAUAAAGGCAAAUAGCUUCUGGACAAAUGUAUUAAAAGCGUACAGGAUAUUUGGAGAAAAUAUAGUGUGUGAAAAACAUGAAGAAAUUCUGUGAAAACCUAUCUUUUCUAAUAACGAUUGGGAAUAAGCAAUUCUAAACAGAAGAUGGGUGGAGAAAGAUAUAUAUAUAUACACUUAAUGAAAUACUUAAUAGAUGAAAGAGGACUACUUUUUAUCAUAUCCAGCUGUUAAAAAUAAAUAUGAUGUCAACAUUAACUUUAUCUCUUUUAAUGGUUGCAAAAGGCUAUAAAAACAUAUAUAAACUUAAAUACAUUGAAUAAAACAGAUUUGCCUUCAUCUACAUAUGACACAAACAAAACUUUAAGAAUAUUUCGAUCAAUACAGAAAGGAGCAAGACUAUAUUAUAAUAAAAUGAUAUCUAACACAUGUAUGCCAACUGUUGUUUAAAAUGGAAUGAAAGGAUAACAAAAAUGAUGAUUGACAUGUUAUAUAUAAUUCAAUGGCUAAUAUAAAAGAUAUUAAAUUAAAAUGGCUUCAAAUCAGAGUGCUACAUAGAACUCUGGGGACAAAAGUAAUAUGUAAUGAUGUCUGCAGCUUUUGAAGAGACGAAAAAGAAAAUAUUCAGCAUAUAUUUUGGAAUUGUAAAUAUGUAAAUGAUUUUUGGAGAAAUUUACGAAAUUGUAUAUUAGACAAAUGUACAAAUGCUCCACAGAUAACUAUCAGUGAACAUUUGGUUCUGUUUAGAUGCAGUAAUAACUUUGAGACAGGUGUUGCACUUGAUUUAAUAUUAUGGCUCUCAAAAGCAUACUUAUAUUGUUGUAGAUUUAAAAAAGUCAUCCCUAAGUUAGGACCGUUUAUCCACAUUUUGAAAAACAGGUAUACAAUCGAAAACUUUAAUGCAUGCUUAGAAAUAAACGAAGAAAAGUUUGCGAAGCACUGGCUAGCAUAUAAACAACUUGUUAACUAGAUUCAAUGCUGACUCUAUAUAGAAAUUACUUCAUGAUUAACUAAAACUACAUAUGUCUUGAUAUGAUAUACAUUAAUGUUGUGCUGUCAGCUUAUGACACAUAGGAUCCAAGGGGCCUCCUAUGAUGAUUGCUUGAUUUGUGUGAGAUGGGGAAAAAACCCACAUACUUUUCUGCUGUGUAAAAUUUUACUUUGCUGGCUUCUCUGGGUAGAUGGAUGUAUUCUUAAAAUGACUGUUAAUCUAUGUGCAUGUGUUUGUUUUUAUGUUGUUAUAUUGUAAAAUAUUGCUUUUUGUUAUGUAUAUUUAUAUUGUAAUGCAUCUGUGAACAAAAUUAUGUAUUGCUUAUGUCUCCUCGUAGUCUGGAUACCUCUAUCUACUUGAAGUGUUUGUGAGUAGAUAUGUUUUCGUUCCCCUAUUUAACAUUUAUAUACUUGAAAAUAAUAUGUAGGUGUGGUAUGCCUAGGAUGAAACGAAUGUCAUAUGUUUAUAAAUUAGUAUAUGUCAAAUGAUUGGUUGAAAUGUGCGAAGUGCCUGAAAAAAGAGUUGGGGUAUGGAAGCUUUUUUAAAUUAUGUAUUAUGUUUUAUUUAUGCCGUGUGUUGAAGGCUAUCUAUAUUUGAGUAAGUUACAACUAAAAGUCAAAGACAAACCACUACAACCUAUGCUGUUUCUAUUGUCAGCUGCUUCUUUCAUAGGGUAGGGUAUGAUGAGGUUGAGGAAAGAUUUGUGCAGAUUGCCAUGGAUGCGUUUGUUGAUUUAGCUAUGCAAAUUGUUUUAUGUGGUAGUAUUUUAUGUUUUAUGUAUCUAUUGUUUAGUAAAAAAUAACUUCAAUAAAUAUUUGAAGAGUGUAGGGGAGCAUUAAAAACAUGCUUAAGUGCAAAUGUGAGGAUUUCUCCAUAUGCUUGUUUUAACUAAACCCAAUAUCUCCUCAGUAUAUUUCAACACUGAUUUUACCUGGGAGUCAAGGAGUUUCCAAAAGAUGGGUAGGCUAUUUGAGUUCAGCUUUCUAAUGGUCUUAAGAAUUUCUAGCACACCUUUUCUCCUUGCAUGCAUAGCUCAUUCCAUGCUACAGUAAAGCUCAUCUUAGUGGAAAAGGGUAUUCCUAGUUAUUUGUAGGUCUUUUUUACUUUCACUUCUAAAAUACCACACAACCAUUUUUCAUUAAAUGGAGGUAGCCACUUUUCCUAAAAACCAUAACAUUAAUUUUAUCCAAAUUGACAGCCAACUUCAGUUUAACUGCUUCUUGUUCAGUAAACUUGCUGAUUCUCUAAGCCAACAAAUGUAUCAGAAACAAGAGCCACAAUAAUAGUAAAAAUAAUUUCUACAGUCUAAGGUAUGAGUUUGGAUCUCAUGUUUACGUCCCUUGCUUUUUUUAAAUUUAUUAAUUAGAAACAUUUGAGAACUUAGUAAACAUCCUUGCUUGACAUCUUAAGGACAUUCAAACAUAUCCAUAUUUACAGACUUAUCUGUAACAUAUGUAGAAAGUGAUCUAUGUAUCUAUACAUGAUCUAUAAAAUAAUUUGAGAGAGAAAGCAAAAGA
Pomacea canaliculata is the source of this 8204-nucleotide messenger RNA. RefSeq lists its product as uncharacterized. Bases 131 to 4084 code for a protein of 1317 amino acids. The transcript has 10 exons. The record is from RefSeq and is a predicted model, not a curated record. NCBI's taxonomy places the organism in Eukaryota, Metazoa, Mollusca, Gastropoda, Architaenioglossa, Ampullariidae.